This is a messenger RNA of Trematosphaeria pertusa, 2948 nucleotides long. Its product is annotated as CBF-domain-containing protein. The record is from RefSeq and is a predicted model, not a curated record. Gene Ontology annotation, cellular component: nucleus. Lineage: Eukaryota; Fungi; Ascomycota; Dothideomycetes; Pleosporales; Trematosphaeriaceae. The transcript has 3 exons. Bases 51 to 2735 code for a protein of 894 amino acids.
AUUUUCUCUGACGGGCCUUGCAGCGACACCACCUCCGCAGACGACAUCAAAUGGGGAAGAAGCGGACCCAUGCCGAGACAAAGGAUGGCUUCACGAAGCCGCCGCCGGACAAGGGCCGGCUGAGCUCCAAGAACGACAAAAAGGACCCGCGGUGGAAUGGAGAGAGGAAGGAGCACAAGCCUGCAUUGCUGUUCAAGCCCCAGCCCGAAUGGCAUGCGGUCGAGCUACCCGAGCUUCCCACCGUCGACAACCCGACCAUCCCGCCCCGUAACAUCAUCGACGAGCUCCAUCAAUAUGCCGACAAGCUCUUGGAAGCCGAGGCGACCGAAUACGCGAAUUUGCACCUGUCCAAGGAUGCGUCGCACAAGUUCAUGUCGACAAUCAUGGCCUCCGGUACCAUGGAGGACAAGGUUUCGGCCCUGACACUGCUGGUACAGGAGUCGCCGCUGCACACCAUGAAGGCUUUUGAGCAAUUGCUGGGGCUGUCGAGGAAGAAGAGCAGAAAUGCCGCCUUGAUGGCUUUGGCUGCGCUGAAGGAUCUCAUGGGCCAGGGUGUUGUGCUCCCGCCGGACCGAAAGCUGAAGGCGUUCGCGAGACAGCCGAGUCUCAUAUGUGCGCUGCAAGGAAAAGCUGCGAAUUGGAAACGCGGCGACAAGCUCCCCGGCCAAGUCCAGAAAGUGCACCUGAUUGCGUGGGCUUACGAGGACUGGUUGAAGAAGCAAUAUUUUGAGAUACUCAAGAUCAUCGAGGGCUGGGCAAACGAUGAGAUGGAAUUCUCGCGCAACCGGGCGGUGACAUUUGUCUGGGAGCUGCUCAAAGAAAAGCCGGAACAAGAGGAGAAUCUGCUGCGGUUGCUGAUCAACAAGCUCGGAGAUAAAGAGAAGAAGGUCGCAUCCAGGGCGUCUUAUCUUCUUCUCCAACUACAGGUCACCCACCCGCUGAUGAAGAACGUCAUCAUCAGCUCUAUUGAAUCAGACCUUCUCUUCCGACCGAACCAGAGCGCACAUGCCAAGUAUUAUGCAGUCAUUACGCUUAAUCAGACGGUUCUGAGCGUGCGGGAGCAACCUGUCGCCAACAAAUUGCUAGAAAUAUACUUCAGUCUAUUCGUUGGGCUGUUGAAGAGGCAGAAGGAGCAGGAAAAGGAGGAGAAGAAGCUGAACAAGCAUGGACAUGCCCAAGGCGGCGGAGGGAAGCCUGGCAAGCUAGCCAAGAAGAAGGCUCAGAAGGCUGCUACGCAGGCCUACAAGACCGAAGACGAAACGAAGGAGAAGCUGAUCUCCGCAAUUUUAACAGGCGUCAAUCGAGCAUUCCCCUUUGCCAAAACGGAUGAUGAAAAGUUUGAGGACCAGCUCAACACCGUCUUCGAAAUCACACACUCGUCCAACUUCAACACCAGCAUCCAGGCCAUGACACUCAUCCAGCAGAUUUCUGCUACGAAGCAUUACUCCACUGACCGUUUCUACCGCACCCUCUACGAAUCACUUUUGGACCCUCGACUUAUUACGACUUCCAAGCAUAUCAUGUACUUGAAUCUCCUUUACCGGUCUCUCAAAGCCGACAUCAGCAUCCAGCGAGUUAAGGCGUUUGUGAAGCGUUUGCUCCAGAUCAUCCACUUGCAUGAACCACCUUUCAUCUGCGGAGUUCUAUAUCUCAUCAACGAACUGAUCAUCACGUUUCCUAGCAUCAAGACGAUGUUAUCCACACCGGAAGACAACGACUCGGACAGCGGCGAAGAGCACUAUGAAGACGUGCCACAUGAAGAGGAAGCGGCACCUAAAGUGAGGGAUGAGGCGAAGCAUCCCCGCUACGACCCACGAAAACGCGACCCAGCGCACUCGCAUGCGGAGCUGUCUUGUCUCUGGGAGCUCCUCCCUCUGCAGGCACAUUACCAUCCUUCGGUGCACGUCCUUGCCUCCAAAUUGCUCAACCAAGAGCAGAUCAAAGAGAAGCCGGACCCAACCAUCUACACGCUCAUGAACUUCCUCGAUAAAUUCGCCUUCCGUAACGCGAAGACGAAAAGCAACGCCACCCACGGAUCUUCUAUCAUGCAACCAAUGUCUGGAACCUCCAAAGCAGCCGACUACCUUGUCACGGCCCGUGAUGGCGACAGAACGCAUGAUCCCGUCAAUACCGAGCAGUUUUGGCGAAAGAAGGUGGAGAAUGUUCGUGUGGAUGAAGUCUUCUUCCAUACCUACUUCGAGAAAGCGGGCAAAGCGAAGCAACUUAGUAAGAAAGACAAGAAGAAGAGAAAGCAGGAUGAGGGGAGCGAUGAAUCCGGAGAAGAGGAGAUCUGGAAAGCGCUUGUCAAUAGCAGACCAGACAUCGAGGGCGAGGAUGACGAUGACGAAGGCUUCAGCGACAUUGAUAUGGAUGAUAUGAUGAGUGAUGAGGAUGCAGAUGGAGUGGUCGGAAUGGAUGAAGGUGUCGAACUUAAUCUCGGAAGUGACGACGAAGACGCCGACGCUGCAGCUGGACAGGACGAAGACGACGAAGAUGGUAUGGGUGGCUUCGAUCUCGACGACGAGGAUGGGUUCGUCGACAGUGAUGAGGACGUUCCGGUCGACAUUGGCAUUGACGACGGCACUGACAUUGAAGAGCCGCCACCUUCGAAGUCGAAGACGGAAGAUAAGAAAGACGACAAGAACAGCCGCAAGAAGAGGAAGCUCAAGCAUCUUCCAACUUUUGCGUCUGCUGAGGAUUACGCCAAGCUGAUUGGCGGCGAUGAUAGCGAGUAGAUGAUUUUUUCUGGAUAUAGGCUUCCUGUCGGACUAUGGAAUGAAGCCACAGCUGGCUUGAAAAGGGGCCACAAGAUACCUCGCUAAACAGGUAGUGUAGCAUGGUUAGCAUCUUUCAUGUAGAUAUCCCUGUUGUAAUGGCUACUGCACCGAGCGACACCGCUUAUGUAAUCUGUUUAGGUUCCCCAUUUGCAAUACAUACCUUUGGGUCGG